Molecule: messenger RNA, 4711 nt
Organism: Oryctolagus cuniculus (rabbit)
Lineage: Eukaryota; Metazoa; Chordata; Mammalia; Lagomorpha; Leporidae
Source: RefSeq, a predicted model, not a curated record
AUGGCGCGGCUGGGCUGCGGUCCCAGGCGUCCCGAUUGGGCGUCGCCUUCUGUCGCUGCUGCGGCCGGGGUAGCGGGAGGCUUCGCUAGUCCCGGAGCAGUAAGUGGGGCCCUUCAGAGGCGAGGCCGGGAGAAGAGCGCUUUGUCUCCCCUGAGAGAUGGCGUCUAUGCUGUGGCCAGCCGAGCCCCAGGAGGGGAAGGCAAGACUGAGAUUAAUCAGCAGUUAAGCCUAGAGUCAAUGGAACUUGACGAACUUGCCCUAGAAAAUUACUGCACAGCUGCACCGCUUGCCUAUUACAAAGAAAAAUCUUCUGAGGAUGGUGUUGAAAACCCUGAAAGGAAAAUAUCAGUGGGAACUCCCACUUGCAAGAAAAGGUUCAUAAGCCUUUUGGUUACCAUUGAAAACCAUACUCCAUUAGUAGAACUAUCUCAACUUUUAGGAACCAGAGAACUUUCUGAAAUUCUUGAAUUUCCCUGGGAAGAAACUAAAAAUGUGUACAAGUGUCCUGAAUGUGACCAAAGCUUCAGUGACAAUUCUUACCUUGUUUUGCAUCAGAAAAUUCACUCAGUAGAGAAAAAAUAUAAAUGUGGUGACUGUGGGAAGAUCUUCAAUCACAGAGCCAACCUGAGGACACACAGGAGAAUCCACACUGGUGAGAAGCCUUAUAAGUGUGCCAAGUGCAGUGCUAGCUUCCGCCAGCAGUCACACCUGUCCCAGCACAUGAAUAGCCAUGUAAAGGAAAAACCCUAUACUUGUGGCAUAUGUGGAAGAAGUUUUAUGUGGCUUCCAGGAUUGGCACAGCAUCAGAAAAGCCACAGUGCUGAGGAAGCCUAUGAAUGUGCCAACCCUGAGAAAUAUGUUGUUCAGAAAACAAAUCUUGCUUUGCAAGAGAAAACGCACUCAUCAGCUACCCCAUACCAGAACACUCAGUGUGUGAGCACUUUGGGGCAGCUCUCAUGCUCUGCCCUCCCAGAGAAGAGCCACCCGGAGGAUUCCAAAGGCUGCAGCAAUGACCAUGGAAACUUUUCUUUCUCAAAAUUCAAACCCUUACAAUGUCAGGAGUGUGGCACGACUUUCCCUUGUUUCUUUGAGCUUGUUUCCCAUCAGAACACUCACACAGAAGAGCCCCACAAAUGCAGAACAUGUGCAGAAAGCUUUCCAUCAGAUUCCGAACUUGCACGCCAUCGGAAGAGCCACACGGAAGAGGGACCUUUUAAAUGUCCCAUAUGUGGAAAAAGGUUUAGGGCGAAUAUGCAUCUCAUUACGCAUAAGCGAACUCAUAGGAAAAACACCAAGUAAAUGUAACACGUUGUCAUUCAUGCUUGGGCUUUUCAGUAUCUACACGGGGUGGGUGGGGGUGAGAGUUGCUGUUUAUGUGCCAGGCAUCUUGCUAAGCACCUUAAACACAUUCCACAUAAUGUAUAAUUCUUAGCACAACCUUGGGUUAUAUUCUAUGUGAGAGCCGAAGAGCAUAAUCAGGAUCACAUAGCCAGGACUGAAAUUCAGUUAUGGUUCACAUUCCGUUUUUAUGAGCCAGAGAACAAUACAGAACUUUUUCUUUAAGUUUUCAUUAAAAUAAAGGUUGUUGCUAGAGUUCUCCUUUUGUUUACAUGGUUUCUAAGUAAAUUUUAGAGGAGAAUUUAAUGUUUUUGCAGAUACUGUAUCUAGGAAAGUAAAUGUUUUUAUACUUUUUUGGUAUAACUAUUUGAAUGUAAUAUUUGUAUGAUGUUAUUCUUAACAUGUGAAUUUCUAGAGGAGUUGAGAAGCUCUUCCUCCCUGACCCCCUAAAAAGUUCCCAAAAGAGUGUACUAGUUGAUAUUUUGACGGUUAUUACUUUCUAUGGAGUUCCCAUUCUCAGAUCUGACGUCAGGGGGAGGUACUGGCAAUUAUGACUCAACUGUUUCUAAGGAGCUUUAGUGAUUUCACUAUAAUGCUUUCCUUGAGGCUGGACCUGACUUAAAGGUAGAGUAGGGAGGGAAAGGACUUGGUUGUCUCUACUGGAGCAGGCCGCCUGUCUUGCUGUGAAUAAUCAUGACUGUUUUUUACUGAAUAUGUUAUUUACAUGAUUUAAGCUUCAGAAUAAAUCUGUGACAGAGAAAGGACUAUCCUUGUUUCAUAGCAAUGAGGAAACCGAAGGCCUCUGAGGAUAAAGUCAGUACUUUGCCCUGCAUGCAAGAAAUCACAUGGUGAUGAAACUGGCAUUUGAACUUGGGUGUCUCUAAUUCCAAAGGCCACAGGUUCUGUGAUACUGCCUUUCUUAUUGGCAUCCAUGGCCCAUGAUAGAACUACAAGCAACCAGGGAGGCUGAGGUAGGGAGGUGAGCCUGGCCGGCCUGGAGAAUGACCCGUGAACUUACAUUCCGGAACCCCUUUGUUCCCUUUUUCAUUACCCAAGCCUGACUGACUUGUACUGUUAUAAGGCAACAGAAGACUCCCCAAGACUUUGAGUUUGAACUCCCAUCCCUGUCAUCCAAGCAGAGAGUCCAAGCUACACAGAAUACAUCCUGAAAGUUUUAGUUUUUUUUUUUAAAGAAGUAACAUUUCCUCUCCAUCUCCAAAGAAAAAUAAUUUAGAAAAUUGUUAGAUUUUUAACCAAAAUACUUGAUAACAUAUGUCUAGAUACGGCUAUUACACAUAUUGGAAAAAAAUUGUUAAAUAAUGUGUUAUUAAUGUUAAAGAACCAGAAAAUGUUGUAAAUAUAUAUUCAUAUGGGUUUCUCUUUAAAGCCAAAGUGAUUGUAUACCUAUCGACAAACUAAUAUUUAUGUGGGCCUUUGGGACAGAAGAAUGAUCUUACUGUAUUUAGACAAUGCAAAGGUACAUUAUUUACUAAAAUGGAAUUAUUGGGAAAUCUCAUUAGCAAAAACAAAAGCCUCUUGAAGACUAAUUGGAGGACAGUCCUUCUACAGAACAGAGACACAACUGAACAUGCCAAAGAUGCUGCCCACUACACCUAGGCCCUAACACUUAACAGAGGGGAAGAUCAUGCUGGUGAAUGAAUCAGUAGCCUUAACCAAACUUGCCUUUUCUCUUUUCCCUUCUUGUCAUUCUUGUUUUGUGUUUGCAAAGCCACUCUUAAGACCAGAUACUCUGGAUGUCAAGGUCAGACUUGACUUUUCUGUGUUUGCAAAGCCACUCUUAAGACGAGAUACUCUGGAUGUCAAGGUCAGACUUGACUUUUCCGCUUUCACCCGACUCUCAGGGUCUGUGUGGUGGCUCCGUGCCUCUUGCCCCCAGCACGCUCCUCCUCUCAGAAAGGAAUCCACUGCAACAUUGUUGAGAAAUCAACUGCAACAGUUUCCCAUGUCUCCACUGUCAGGAUACCAAUCUGCCAAGGCUGCAAAGUCUUAAAUUUUAUAAUAGGCCUUCUGGUCUCUUCAGUUGGUCUCUCAGUGAGGUACUUCAGGUAGUACAGAAAGAUGGCCUCCAGUUAGUUUUUUUUUUGUUUUUUGUUUUUUUUUUGUUUUGUUUUGUUUUUGUUUUUUUUUUUUUAGCCAACUCUGGGAUAUAAUCUUUGCCAAAAAUCAUGGAGAGCAACACCUCCCUUCUCUUCUGCCCUUAGUGGGAAAAACUGGCCCACUGCCUCAUCAGCACAUUUUUAAGGCUCUAAUAUUUCAGCCAAGACAGUGAAGAGUUGCAUGGUGGGCAGUGAAAUUGGAAAAGAGGCCCCUACUCACAGAGUUGCCACAGAAAGCAGUAGAGAGGAGUAUUUUUUUUAAAAAAGAUUUAUUUAUUUAUUUGAAAGUCAUAGUUACACAGAGAAGGAGAGACAGAGAAAGGUCUUCCAUCCACUGGUUCACUGCCCAGUUGGCCAUAACAGCUGGAGCUGUGCCGAUCCGAAGCCAGGAGCCAGGAGCUUCUUCAGGUCUCCCACACGGAUGCAGGGUCCCAAGGGCUUAGGCCAUCUUCUACUGCUUUCCCAGGCCAUAGCAGAGAGCUGGACAGGAAGUGGAACAGCUGGGUCUUGAACUGGCACCCAUAUGGGAUGCCAGCACUACAGGCAGUGGCUUAACCCACUACGCCACAGCACCGGCCCCAAGAGAGGAGUAUUUUAGAAGGCAUCAGGACAGAGUGAGGCUGAUGAUAUGAAAGAUAGGAGCUGUUAUCCUUUCUUUUGAUCCUAAAAAAGUAUAGGGGAAGGUGCAAAUUCAUGGCAUAAAUCUUGUUCUGAACCUCAGUAUAGAAAUUCACCUUUACAGAUGAGGUUUUAUUUACAGUUACCCUCUCAAGUUUUUGUAGCAUUGUUUAUUCUAGGGUUUUUGGAAGAUUAUGCCAAACAUACAUAAAAGGUUAGAAAAAUACUAUUCUUACAGAAACAUUAACCUACACAUCAGUGUAACUAAAAUGGCUCUUUGAAAUAAUAUUGUGAUUGGUGUGUAGAAAAAAUUUCUAAAAUCUGAAUGUCAGUUAUUGUGAAAUAGGCAUAUUUUCAUUUGUUGCUUUAUUGUACACUGUUUCCUAAAAACAUGUGCUGGAUGUAAUUCAAGCUGCUCUGCCCACAAGGAGUUGAAGGAACUGGUUUGUCUAUUAAUGACAUUCAGACUGUUUUUAGGAUAAUGGUUUUUUUCACCCUUUCCUUUACCAUGUCAAUUGAUGGAGACAGAUUACAUAUGAUUGUUAUUAACUGAGCAGUAUUGUUAGCUUAUGAUGUUAGCAAAUACUGGAUAAAGUUUUAUAUAGUGUUAGAAAAAUAAAUGCAAGAGUUUAUUGUUA